Humulus lupulus (European hop) is the source of this 1082-nucleotide messenger RNA. RefSeq names its product ABC transporter I family member 10. The record is from RefSeq and is a predicted model, not a curated record. Gene Ontology annotation, biological process: transmembrane transport. NCBI's taxonomy places the organism in Eukaryota, Viridiplantae, Streptophyta, Magnoliopsida, Rosales, Cannabaceae. The coding region runs from base 175 to 963 and encodes 262 amino acids. Gene Ontology annotation, molecular function: ATP binding; ATP hydrolysis activity. The transcript has 6 exons. Gene Ontology annotation, cellular component: chloroplast envelope; membrane.
AUUAUUUAGGAUUUGUACAAAAAUUUUAACAAGGAUUUUGAGUCGACUUUCGUUGAGCAUGAGCCGUUGUAGUUUUUCGGGGUGAAGUGGAGAGUCAUAGGCCAUUGUUACUGUAUGACUGUCAAAAUUGCAAGCACUUAAAACUUAAUUAAUCUUUGUCUAAGGAUCCCUCCCAUGGCUCUCUCCACCGUCUCCACUCUAUCUGGGACUUUUCUACCUCCUCUUCACGCCACAUCUCUCCCCAGGACUAAUGUUACUGAGAAUCUCGCCAUUGAUGGACGAAACUUGAGCUUCUCUAUCGCGACCAAACAAGGUCAAACCGUGCCAAUUCUAAAGGAUUGCUCACUUCGCAUUCCCUUGGGGCAAUUUUGGAUGCUUCUUGGUCCCAAUGGGUGUGGAAAGUCGACUCUUCUUAAGAUUUUGGCUGGUCUUUUGAGUCCAACAAAAGGAGCUGUCUUUGUGGAAAUGCCUAAGAGUUAUGUUUUCCAAAACCCAGACCAUCAGGUCGUGAUGCCUACAGUGGAAGCAGAUGUUGCAUUUGGCCUAGGUAAGUUCGACCUUACCUGUGAUGAAGUCAAACUUAGGGUGUCAAAAGCUUUGGAUGCUGUCGGCAUGCUAAGCUACCAACAGCGGUCAGUUCAAACUCUCAGUGGUGGUCAGAAGCAAAGGGUUGCUAUUGCUGGUGCUUUAGCUGAAGCAUGUAAAGUUCUCUUGUUGGAUGAGCUUACAACAUUUUUGGAUGAAACUGAUCAGCUUGGUGUAAUUAAAGCAGUAAGGAACUCUUUAGAUAGUUCUGAAGAUGUUACAGCAUUAUGGGUGACACAUCGCUUGGAGGAGCUUGAGUAUGCAGAUGGUGCAGUCUAUAUGGAAAAUGGGAGAGUUGUCAAGCAUGGAGCUGCAAAAACCAUUUUGGAUUUCAUUAAAGGCAGGCAAUCAGCUUAUAUCAAGCAAAUCAAUUCUUGAUAAACUUUUUGGCCCUCCUGCUAUUUAAAGUCAUUUUUCUGGCAAAUAUUUAUAGACAUUCUAUAGUUCUGUGAAUAACUAUAGAUUCUCUAUAGUUCUGGUAUAUAUUUCUUUCUUCA